Messenger RNA from Trametes versicolor FP-101664 SS1, 1325 nucleotides. RefSeq lists its product as uncharacterized. The transcript has 6 exons. The record is from RefSeq and is a predicted model, not a curated record. Gene Ontology annotation, molecular function: ATP binding; protein kinase activity. The coding region runs from base 144 to 1325 and encodes 393 amino acids. Gene Ontology annotation, biological process: protein phosphorylation. NCBI's taxonomy places the organism in Eukaryota, Fungi, Basidiomycota, Agaricomycetes, Polyporales, Polyporaceae.
CCGAGAACAUGGGGCAUCCGGCGCUGUUUCUGACCUACCACGGGCUCCUGGAUCCUGCUCUGGGAUAGCAACUCCCUAGGAUCCUCGAACACUCCACCCCCCAACAAGCUCGCACUGCGCAUACUGGUGACGCGCCCUCCGACAUGUUCGAACCACUCACGCCGAUCACCCCCACUGUGGAACAAUUGGAGCCCGUACAGGACGGUGGCGUCAAAAAUGCGUUUGCGCAUGUUCGCUCUCAGCUACCCAGCACGUUGGCUUUGUGGCGUCUGCCUACUGCGAAAGAAGGAGAACCAUACGAGGAUAUAAUGGAAACUGUGUGGACGCCUCUUCGUUCCUUUUUUCAGCAACAGGGCUACAACCUCUGGAAGCGCGGUGUUGAUUUGAUAUUGUGGCCUGACGUCGAUGACUCCGAGGAGACCGUCAAGUGCUCGAGCGGUUAUGCGUACGCCACCCAACACAGGGGAUUGGGGCCAGCACCUGGUUCAGUGCGGAAUCUGUUUGCGUUUGAGUCCAUGAAUCCACUGUGCCGCGCGGCUCGCAGAGCGGAUGGCUGCGACGUUGUGGUCCGCGUCUUGGCGAUUGGAGAACACGGCCGGGACCAUGUCGAAAUUCUGAAGACAGCGUCUAUAGGUCCAUACGCGUUUUACGAGGACAACCACAAUAUCCCUCUCCUCGACUUGGUCUACUUCGACAACAUCACCUUUGGGGUAUUCCCGAGGGUCGGAUGUCGCAUGCAGGACGCAUAUGGCUUCUGGGCGAAGAAUUCGGUGGGGGACGUGAUCGACAUGAUCCUUCAAUGCCUCGAGGCCCUCGCCUUCAUUCACAGCUUGAGCAUUGCUCAUAGAGACGCUUUCAAGGACAAUUUCCUCGUAGAAUGGCAUCCGGAGUCACUUUCAACCGGCCACGUCGCACGGAGUCGUCCUCGUGUAUACCUGACAGACUUCGAGACUGCCGCGAUGUUUUCUGACGAGACACCGCUCGAAGAGUGCCUAGUCUCUGGAUAUCCCGAAGGGGAUUCAUACCCCGACGACGUCGAGAAGUACGCACGAGCUGUACCUCCGGAAGUCACCUCCGGAAAACCCUACGACCCAUUCAAGCUGGAUGUCUGGCAGUUCGGCAAAAGCCUCGAGAAUUUCAAGAGCACUAUUCCGGAGAUUGAUAGGGUCCUGGAUGGGCUGAGAUGGGAUGACACAAUGUCCAGGCUUUCUAGCUUCGACGCGCUGGAAUACCUGUCCCGCGCGGUCGCUGAAGUGCCUCCGAAGGCGUUAUUGAUUCCGCCGGAGACUGACACUCCUCCGACACUCAAUUGUCCCAGUUUGUAA